CUGGGGGGCGCUGCGGCGGCGCUGCGACACGGGCAUCAGAAUUCAACUGUCGGCGCUAUCUGGGAUGUGAACAGUGGAAACGUAAUGGCGACUGCUGGAACAGCAGAUUCGGGAUCAACGGUCCCGACAGGGACCAGCAGCAUUCGAAAAAUGGCCCCUGCAGAGAUGCCGGGCUCUUCAGGCACAACUCAGAGCAUGAAGAAGACCAUUGGACACCGGGGCGUUGAAACCACUACCGGGGAGACCACAUACAAAAAGACCACAUCGUCUGCCUUAAAAGGUGCAAUCCAAUUGGGCAUUGCUCACACAGUUGGCAGCUUAAGCCAAAAGGCAGAACGGGAUGUUUUGAUGCAGGAUUUUGUGGUGGUCGAAAGCAUCUUCUUCCCUGGUGAAGGAAGCAACCUGACCCCUGCUCAUCACUACAGUGACUUUCGCUUUAAGACCUACGCUCCUAUCGCCUUCCGUUACUUCAGAGAACUUUUCGGCAUCCGGCCAGAUGACUACCUGUAUUCUUUGUGUAAUGAGCCACUGAUUGAGCUUUCCAACCCCGGAGCCAGCGGAUCCCUCUUUUAUGUUUCUAGUGAUGAUGAGUUCAUCAUCAAGACUGUUCAACACAAAGAGGCAGAAUUCCUCCAGAAACUCUUACCUGGUUACUUCAUGAACAUAAACCAAAACAAGCGCACCCUGCUACCUAAAUUCUAUGGACUGUACUGCGUUCAGGCCGGAGGCAAGAAUAUACGUAUUGUAGUGAUGAACAAUCUUCUGCCUCGAAUAAUCCCUAUGCACCUCAAAUACGACAUGAAAGGCUCCACCUAUAAGAGAAGAGCUUCUCCUAAGGAAAGAGAAAAGGCCGUCCCAAUCUACAAAGACUUGGAUUUCAUCCAGGACAUGCCUGAUGGCCUUCUGCUGGAGGCAGACAACUACAAUGCCUUGUGCAAGACAAUCCAGAGGGACUGCUUGCUCUUGCAGAGUUUCAAGAUCAUGGAUUACAGCCUGUUGAUGGGCAUCCACAACAUGGACCAGGCCAGUCGAGAGCGGGAGCGCAGCGGGGGCCAUUCGGGGGAUGGUGUAGUGUCAGAGGGCGCGGUGACUCCAGAUCAGCGCCGGCCGCAAGCCCAGAAAAGUUUGUACUGCACAGCCAUGGAGUCCAUCCAGGGGGAGGCGCGGGGAAAGGGAGCUCUGGACUCAGAGGACCACAUGGGAGGAAUUCCUGCCCGCAAUUCAAAAGGAGAGAGGUUGCUCAUUUACAUUGGCAUCAUCGACAUUCUCCAGUCCUACAGGUUUAUUAAGAAGUUGGAGCACUCCUGGAAAGCUUUAGUCCAUGAUGGGGACACUGUUUCAGUUCACAGACCAGGCUUCUAUGCUGACCGUUUUCAACAAUUCAUGUGCAACACGGUGUUCAAGAAGAUUCCACUGAAACCGUCACCAUCUAAGAAGAGCCGUGGUGGAGGCCAGGGAGGACUUAGGAGGGCCCCUACUCUGGGGGCUCCCACCCCACUGUCCCACACUACUGGACAGUCGUCGGUGGACUCCAGACUAGUCUAUCACAGCCAUUUUAAAAGCACAGAGUCGGAGCCUGAGACAGGCAUGCAGCCAGGCAGACCUGACCUGGUACCGAGGACGCCGCCGCUGAUGAACCCCACUGACUGCGAGGCCAACCUCUCCACCUCCUCACUGGGCAGCACAGGAAUUGCCUCCACCUCUCCUCCCCUACGAUCUGUUGGCGUUGAAGUUCACAAAUCAGAAAAUACUGACUGUGACCAAGAAGCUGCCCAUGGUUUGGGGGCCGAAGAAGCUGCUGAUAAUUCAGGAAACUUGUCUGUAAACGAGGAUGUUGUUUCUCUCUCUGACAUCAUCCCAGAAACCAACAUCUGUUUUUAAAAAAAAAAAAGAAAAGAUGAAGAGAUGAAGAAAAAGCAAACUUGGUGCCAUCUGAGAAGAUAAUGUUUGAAUGUGGUUCAGUGGGCGGAAGUAAGGACAAGGUACAUGAGAGAGGCCCAUCCACCACAGACCCUGCUUUGCACCCGACUUCUGUCGUUUCUAAAAGAGCUGCUGGGGAAAAGGUGCAGAUGGCAGGAAAGAGACGAAGAGGUGCGACAGGCCUCAGGCUUUCAAAGCAGUCAUAUGUCACCAUGCGCCCAUUUUUGUCCACCACUGCCACAGAGUGGCAGCUCCACACUGACUCAACACACAUUUCCUUUCAUGUGUGUCUGCUGUGAUGACAUACUAAACAAAAUAUUGAGCUGAAUAUUGUAAAAAGAAAAAAAGAUGGCAAAGAGCAAGACUUCUUGGCCACUUUUUCAACACAUGAAGAAAAAUGAGUGGGCGGACUUCAGCAGGAACCCCCUACUUCAGAGCACAUGAUGGGUAGAACCUGCAUGGGACGAGUCAUUAUUGUGUCCACACACAGUCCAGGUGGGUUCACAUUUCCGUGACUGGCACUCUGGUCGUAUGUUUUUGCUCGUACAUCUCCCUCCUGCUGUCUUCAUCAGCAGGGGGAGCUGAACUAACAAAGUAACCAAUAGAAACCAUUCAAUCAACACUCGCUGCUGUUGACUCAAAGCGUUUCUGUUUGCUGAUGGGGGGGCGUACAGGAUUUGCUGAAGUCAAGUUUUAGAAGGACAUAGAAGUGGGUUGAAUUAAACCUAUGAGUUUGAUAGUUUCAUGUUUUAAGUUUUAAAUUAUUAUUCUUCAGGAGGCUACCGUGGCACCCCAGGAUUUAGUCACUGCUUGAAUGUAUGUUAAGUUUUGCUUGCAUAACUGUGUCUUAUUAAAACUACACAUCACAUUUAUACAACCCUUAAUCUCCCCCUCUGAUGUGGCCAUAUGUGCUGGACAAGCAAAGAGCAGAACACGAGACGCUGUUUAAGUUCUGCUGUAAGUUUAAUAGCGUAGUAAUAACUUGAAAGGAAUGUUGUGUCUCUUUCCUGUGCCUUUUUUUUUCUCACGCGUUUGUCCCCCCUUUAACAUGUAUAGCUGACAUUUCUUUAGGCGAGCGCUCUGCUGGCACAUGGAGGCCAGCCUUAUCACUACAGCCGAUGUCUGUGAACUGCCAUUUUUACAUCUCAACCAGCCAGUCGGUCAUCAGGAUCUAAGAGUUUCAGAUUUUAAUGUAAACACUAUCAGCAAUUUCCACUUUUUCGGUGUCCACGUGUUCAGACAGGACUGUACCUCAUCCACUCAACUACUUUUUUGUAUUCCUCUAACAUUAGACAGAAAGGAUGUCUGUCCUUUUUUCUACAUUUCUGCUGGUUACAGAAAUGACCCCUGCCCACAUCCAGACAUGGACCAACAUCGCUGCCCACUCAGGGGAAUGUUUGCAUCCCUCUGCUUUCAUGUGGCGGUUUAUGAAAUUGUACUGUGCUUCUCAUUAUGGCACAAAACAAGCAGCGGGAGGAAGCUGUUACCCCCUGAAAGAUUUCUAUUCCAGAAAUUUGAAUCACUACCAGGUAGCAGAUGUCCACAUUUGAGUGAUUAUUGUUACAGUGUUCGAUGAGCAUAUGUGGUCUAUGCAGCACAGAGGGGGAAACGAAUGUUUUCAAUAGAAAAAUAAGGAAAAAAUAGGUCCAUAAAAUGCACAGAGUUGAGAAUUUAGGACUUUUGUAUUGUAAAGGUGUUAUAGCACUAAAGAGACUGGGGUCUGUCUUGGUUAACAUGGAGGGUCUGGGACACUCCUGUGUGGACUGGCUCGUUUAAAAUGGUAAUAACACUGGGCUGACCUAUGUUUUUAAUAAUAUGUAUUUAAACUGGAUGUUCUUUUUUUUUUAUUUGUUUCAGGUCUGAUAGGCUGUGUCUGUUUAAAAAAAGAAAGAAAGCAGUCCAUGAUUUUUUCAUUUUAUCUUUCUUUUCCUGUUUUUAUUAUCAAUUGGUUUACAUCAAAGUCGAAGACAUUUCAGGAUUUACCUCCACAUUCCCGUUAAACUUCUUUAUGCUGAAGAAGUGGUAGUGCUUAGACCUCCCUUUUGACCACCUUUGUGUUGUAGCGUUGCUAUACUGUGUUUCUGUUAAUGUGCUUAAAUGUUACACAACGAUCAUUUUGAACACAUCUCAGUGGGCUGAGAAUCAAACAGCCACCAAAGAAUACACUCCAAGAAACUUGUUUAGAAGGAAAAUGAAGAAAAAAACAGAUUCUAUUUUAUGAUGCUUGGAUUUUCAUACUUUAUUCAGUAACUUCUUUGGAUGGAUUGUAUUGGUUGGAUGCUGGAUCCAGACCAGGGCUGUCUUUGCUUUGUACCUUUGUAUCACAGCACAAGAAAAUCCUCCGUUGGUGCAUAAAGGUUCAGUGCAGACAGUGGUAGACACUACAGGGGGUUGAAGUAAUGCAAAUGAACCACAAUCUGCCAUUGUCAGAGGUGUAUUUAUUAAUGACUGAAUGCUGUUGGUUAGGGUCAUAAAACAUGUAUUAUGUACUUUAGAUGAUUGUACGUGAGCUGUAUUCUGACAGAAGGAUGUCUGAAACUUUAUAGCUUAUAUUGCCUAUAAAGGGAGACAAUUUCACCUUUUAUAUUUCAUGUUUAGGUUGUGAUAUGAUAUAUUCUCUUCAUACUGGUUCUGGGUUGUUAAUCUCCCAUUCUUUUCUACAUGAAUGUUUCACAUGGCUUAUUAAGCCAACAUCGCUGGUUGUCCAAUAUGCUUCAAUGACUAUAUUUUUACUGUGUAUAAACUGUUUAUAUGUACAUAUGAGUCACGGAAAUGCCUUUUCAUGCAACAUGUGCUGCCUGUUCCUCCUGCCAUGUUUCAGUUAUGUGGUGGUGAUGUUUUCAUGCCUGACUUUAAAGAAAUAAACAUAUUUUCU
Messenger RNA from Menidia menidia (Atlantic silverside), 4795 nucleotides. Lineage: Eukaryota; Metazoa; Chordata; Actinopteri; Atheriniformes; Atherinopsidae. The record is from the annotation of a GenBank genome assembly.